AUGUCCGUGGUUCAAGAUAUCCCUUCCAACGGCAACGACCUUGUCGAUUCUCUCGACCGCCUUAAGGUUGAUGACGGCGAGCCGAGACUCGGCCCCGAUGGCGAGCCUGCUCCCCGUACGGAGGAGGAGUAUGCUGUGUCUCAGCUCACCCUUCGCGCCAUCGUCUCUUCCAAGGAGGCCGGUGUGAUCAUUGGAAAGGCUGGCAAGAACGUCGCUGAUCUUCGCGACGAGACCGGUGUCAAGGCCGGCGUGUCUAAGGUUGUUCAAGGUGUACACGACCGCGUUCUCACUAUCACUGGUGAAAUUCAGGCCAUCUCCAAGGCCUACGCCAUUGUCGCGCAGGCUCUCCUUGAGGGCGCUCCUGCUAUGGGCAUGGGCGGCGUCGUCCAGAACAAUGGCACCCACCCUAUCAAGCUCUUGAUUUCCCACAACCAGAUGGGCACCAUCAUUGGUCGACAGGGACUGAAGAUCAAGCACAUCCAGGACGUCUCUGGUGUCCGCAUGGUGGCUCAGAAGGAGAUGCUCCCUCAGUCCACCGAGCGCAUUGUUGAGGUGCAGGGAACCCCGGAUGGCAUCAAGGCUGCCGUUUGGGAGAUCUGCAAGUGCCUCGUCGACGACUGGCAGCGUGGUACCGGCACGGUCCUCUACAACCCGGUCGUUCGCACCCAGCCUGGCACCACUAGCAGCACUAUUGGCGGCGGAAGCGGUAGCUACUCUUCCACCGGCGGUGGUCGCUCUGCUGAGUACAGCAGCCCCCGCGUCAUGCGCACCGGCAACGGUGCCGACUUUAGCAACGGCGCAACUCGCCCGUACGGCCGCCGCUCUGACUCUGACGCUGCUUCCCGUGGACCCCCCACUCAUGAUGAGAACGGAGAGGAGAUCCAAACUCAGAACAUCUCCAUUCCCGCUGACAUGGUCGGUUGCAUCAUCGGACGGGCUGGUUCCAAGAUUAGCGAAAUCCGCAAGACCUCCGGCGCCCGCAUCUCCAUUGCUAAGGCCCCCCAUGACGAGACUGGCGAGCGCAUGUUCACCAUCAUGGGCACUGCUAAGGCCAACGAGUCUGCCCUUUUCCUGCUGUACGAGAACCUGGAGGCCGAGAAGAUGCGCCGCUCCCAGGCUCCUGCCUCGGAGUAG
Molecule: messenger RNA, 1134 nt
Organism: Colletotrichum chrysophilum
Lineage: Eukaryota; Fungi; Ascomycota; Sordariomycetes; Glomerellales; Glomerellaceae
Exons: 3
Coding region: 1-1134 (377 amino acids)
Biological process (GO): 3'-UTR-mediated mRNA stabilization
Cellular component (GO): cytoplasm; nucleus
Molecular function (GO): mRNA 3'-UTR AU-rich region binding
Source: RefSeq, a predicted model, not a curated record